Molecule: messenger RNA, 2407 nt
Organism: Closterium sp. NIES-67
Lineage: Eukaryota; Viridiplantae; Streptophyta; Zygnematophyceae; Desmidiales; Closteriaceae
Source: the annotation of a GenBank genome assembly
UGCGCGUGAAGUUCCGUAGCGAGCGGCGGGAUGGCGAGGGUGCUCGGGUCGCCAGGCGGGUCGCGCGUGGCCGUCGCUCUGGUAUUCUUCGCAAUUGUGGUCGCAUGGACCGUCGCUUACUUUGCCACCGCGCACUUCACGCUGCUCACGCCCUCCGCCAUCGCUCUCCUCAGCAGCGGCGGUAGCGGGACGAGCAGCAUCUCAAACGCAGCCUCCUGGGGCGCGUGGUUUCCACGCCUGCAGAUUCGCCAGCCGGCGCAGCAGCAGCAGAAGCAGCAGCAGAAGCAGGAAGAGGAUUCGGUGAAGCAGAAUGAGGGAAAGCAAGCAGCGACAAGUAGCAGAGCGGGGACGGGACCGGCGCAGCAGCAGCAUUCCCAGCAACACACAGAGCAGCAGGCAGGGCAGCAGACGGGGCAGCAGACGGGGCAGCAGACGGGGCAGCAGACGGGGCAGCAGACGGGGCAGCAGACAGAAGGACUUGAGCAAGAAAAGCAGCCGUUAGGGAAGCAGCCAUUCCAAGCCCAAGAGGACAAAUCAUCGGAGCAGCAUGAGCAGGUGGAAACAGCGCAGCAGCAGGUUGCAGACCAGGGGACACGCCCCGCCCCGGAAAGACCAGCGGUGAUGCCAGGAAGCAGUAAAGCAGCUGCUGCUGCUGCUGUUGCUAGCUCGGGUGCUGCUGCUAACUCGGGUGAUGCUGAAUCUCUUGGGUCACUGCAGAAAUCCACCACCGGUAACGGUCCCACUGCUUCCGACAGCAGCGGACCCACUGCGAUCUGUCUCGUGGGAGGGGCUCGCGAUUUUGAGGCCACGUGGCCAUCCAUUGUCCGCCACGUCAUCAGCCGGUACCUGCCAGCUCACCUCUUCGUGCACUCGCCUCUGGACGUGCGCGCCAGCAAGCUGUGGAGCCUGCUGCUCGCCGCUCCUGCUGCCGCCACCAAUGCCACCACCACGGCUCCGAUCAUCGAUGCCAGUGCUGCCAGGGAUGUGACUAUAGCGACGGUUCGCAUCUUCCCCAGUGCGGACAUUGCAGAGACGGACGAGCACCGCGCCGUGCUGACCAGUAAUGGCUCGCCACAUGGCAUCCAGGGUCUGCUGCAGUACUUCCGUCUCGUGGAGGGCUGUCUCGAUUUGAUUGCCGCUCACCAGCAACAGUUCAACCUCUCCUACCGCUGGAUCAUCCGCACACGAGUCGACGGCUACUGGACCGCGCCCCCCCCCCCUCUCUCGUCCCUCCACCCCUCCGCCUACACCAUCCCCUUCGGCUUCGACUGGGGCGGGCUCAACGACCGCCUGGGGAUAGGCACCUGGGAGGCCUCUCAGGUGGCGCUUAGGCGGCUAUCUUCGUUAAAAGACUUGUUUAGUGGUGGGAACCGGACGCUGACGUCGGAGAAGGCGUUUAGGGUGCAGAUGCAGGCGGGGGGAGUGGCGGUGGCGCGCGCACACUUCCACUUCUGUGUGGUCACGAGGCGGCGGUCGAGGGGGGGCGAUGGGUGCGCUGCCCUGAUGUUUUCGACGGCGACGUAUGGCCCGUUGAAUGGGGCCAAGUGCCGGCCCUGCUCCUCCCCGUGUGCCUCAGACGAUAAGGCCGCUACUCUAAUCAACGCUGUGCAUGCAGCAGGCGGCAUGUACCGCCAUCCCUUGCCGCCGCACCUGCAGCUGUGCGAUGCCAACCAGGCGUGGGACGCGGGGUGGGAGCGGCAGUUUGACCGCGACGCAGAGAGGCAGCGUGGGGGGAAGACGCUCAGCUGGCAGCGGCGCAACAUCGCCCGUGUUGCCGCUAGCCUCAAGCACUGCACUCAACAGUUUGAAAAGCUGAAGGCCAUGACAGUGGCGUGGGACUCGCCUCUCCCUGUGGCUGUGUGCAUGCGGGCUCAACUGGGGGAGGCAGAGCUGAUGGGCGGCAAGACGGGCGAGUUCAACACCUUCUCUGCGCUGCUCGAUAGCCAAAGCACGUUCAUAUCGGUGACGAACAGCAAGGCCAGCCAGAGCUGGGAGCGGCACCUCUUCAGGCGCUUUGGCAAGGUGCGGAUCGGAUUCCGAAAUGCUGAGUGGCUGGCGUCCGCUGAAUCCACCAACGCUAGCGCUACAAGAACCCGACCCUUCAGUGCUGUCAGGGUUGAAAUGGUUGUCAUGAAGGAAUAUUCCUCUGGGGAUUGGCUUCGCAAUCUCGGCAGUAUCAAGACGUGUCAGCUGCUCAUUGGGUUCUCAGGGAGGGAACGAAAGGCUUUAACACGAGACAAGGUGACAAAGACGUUAUCGGAGCCGUAUUACUUCCAAUUAGACUCGUGCAAGCGGACAGUGUCCUUACAAGGCGAGAGGUGCACCUACUUCUCUUUACGCUAUUGCAUUAAAAAUUCGUUGUACAAUUCUGCAAAUAGUGGAUAGCUUACUCACCUCUUGAAUUCGU